Molecule: messenger RNA, 264 nt
Organism: Closterium sp. Yama58-4
Lineage: Eukaryota; Viridiplantae; Streptophyta; Zygnematophyceae; Desmidiales; Closteriaceae
Source: the annotation of a GenBank genome assembly
AUGAGAGCGAUGGUCAACCUGGGGGGAGAGGUGUUUGUGCAGGCAGACGUCCCGGACACGUCAUACAUAUUUGUGUCAGUGGGCCUGGGCUUCCACGUGGAGUUCACCCGCCUUGAAGCCAAGGAGUUUGCCGCCUCUAAGAUUGAGCACUUGAGAAAGCAAGUUGCACGGCACACGGAGAGAAUAUCAUCCAUUAAAGCCCACAUCAAGCUGGUGGUUGAGGGGAUUCGAGAGCUUCUCAACAUAUCAGCUGAAGACCCGUGA